This is a messenger RNA of Cryptomeria japonica (Japanese cedar), 3075 nucleotides long. RefSeq names its product transcription factor DIVARICATA. The record is from RefSeq and is a predicted model, not a curated record. Lineage: Eukaryota; Viridiplantae; Streptophyta; Pinopsida; Cupressales; Cupressaceae. The transcript is spliced from 2 exons. Bases 926 to 1885 code for a protein of 319 amino acids. Gene Ontology annotation, molecular function: DNA binding.
UUUAGCUUCAAGUAUGUUGUAUUCAUGGUUGUAGUGGUAACAAAGAUUGCUAUUUCGAUGAAUGGUGUUACAGUUUUAUAACUUUUGAAUUUAAAGACUAUCUGGAAUUAUACAUCAAAUUGGGUUUGUUGUGGGUUUGUGUCAACCCUGUUUUGAAUUGCCCUAAUGUUGGGAAGUCCCUCAGUCUGAUGAUAUUUCUGGUUGGAGGGUCUAAUGGAAUUUUGGCAUUCCGAGUUGAUUUGAGGACUUGGAUCUAAUAUAUUUCUAGGAGGGCUCAUCUUUCUUUGAGCAGGUUAUUGAGGACAAGGAUAUUUCCCUUUUUUUUUCUAGUGUUGCUGCUGUAAGAGUGAACUAAGAUAUUUGGGUUUCUAGUUGUUUCUGGGUUUAAGACUUCAUAUUUAUUUUUAAAAGACAUUUUAUCCCUCUGAGAUGCUGAUCUUUGGAGAGUUGAUCAUGUCAAACAGUCAAAACAUAUAGUUUUAUGCUCCAAAGUUCAGUACUAUAUAUCCAGAGGCUCUGGAGAACAUCAAUUCUGUAACACAUAGUUAAAAGUUCUUUUUCUUUUAUUUUUGCCAGUCUUGAUACUCAGCUUACUGUAUUUUGGUUAGUUUUGAUUCAGAAUUCUGGUUUCGAAAUUUGGGUAUGUUUUUUUCUGGUUUUCAAAGAAUUGAGCAAUCUUUCAUAUCUCUUCUACAUCCUUUUUGGGCUUAAGAAGUAGUUCUGCUGUUUAUACAAGACAAAAGCCAUAACUUGAUCCUAUACACUGUUUUCAAAACCCUCAUCGUCAAUCAUUUUUAAUUUUCUCUUUUCUUUUAUAUUUGGAUUUUCAAUACCCUUUAUAGUUGAAUUUUCUCUGAAAUUUGGAAUGUGAUAGCUUUCAAAAGCUUGAUGUUGACAGAUUUGAUCAUCAUAUGACUAUAUAUAGAUGAUGGUUGGUCGUUCUAUACCUGCAAUGGCUUACCAGUUUUCACGCUUUAUACAGGGCUUCAAUUUUUGUGCCAUGUGGGACAUGGAUUUGCCCUCCCAGGGGCCAACUUUGUUUCCUUCAGGAUCUGUCUGGAAUUUGCAGGAGAACAAAGCUUUUGAAAAUGCUCUAGCUAAAUAUGAUAAGGACACCCCAGAUAGAUGGGAGAAGGUGGCAGCCAUGGUGCCCGGAAAAAGUGCCAUGGAUGUCAGGAAGCACUAUAAGGAUCUUGAAGAUGAUGUGAAAGACAUUGAAGCUGGCCUAGUUGAUGUAAGUUAUAACAAUUCUUCCUAUACAAUUGAAUGGAUACCAGAUAAAGCUGGUCAGUUUCCUGGUUUGAAGCAGUCAUUUGGAAGUAGUGGGAAAGGGCCACCUGCCAAGUCCUCUGAACAAGAGAGGAAGAAGGGCAUUCCCUGGACUGAAGAAGAGCACAGGCUAUUUUUGAUGGGACUUAGUAAAUAUGGUAAAGGUGACUGGAGAAGCAUUUCAAGAAACUAUGUAGUAACAAGGACACCAACACAAGUUGCUAGCCAUGCUCAAAAGUACUUUAUUCGUCUUAGUUCAGGGAACAAAGAUAAGAGAAGAGCCAGCAUACAUGAUAUAACCAGUGUCAGUGGUACAGAUAGGAGGUCAUUUCCUUUACCACAGUCUUCCGCAAUUUGUGGGCAGAAUAAUUCCACAUCAAUACCAGCAGAACUUAGUCAAUCUGCAUUGUUGAUGUAUCCAUCUCCAAUGGCACGAGUACCUUUUCCAAAUGGUAUUGGCACUCAAGCAGAUCGCAAUCAUCUAAUGCUACCACAGUAUCCUCUAAGUAUGUAUUCCCAAAUGGGUCUUGGGGGCCAUUCAUCAAUAACCAUCAUUCCUGAUUCAAUUGUUGUAACUCAGAUGGGAUACCCUAGACAACAUGCCAUGCAAUAUUGAUGAAAGAGGGGUCUGACAAACAAGAUUUCUGCUGCAUUGAUAGGUCUCAUGCUAGUUCAAAUGUAAAUGUGCUUUUUUCUUAUGUCAUUUUGGGAACCAACUUGUGUUCUGUAAAUAUGCAAAGGAUUGCAGGAGAGAUGUUGUUCAGCUUUGUCAUUAUUGCAUGUUUUCAAUAUGAUCCAUAUGUUGUACAUUAGCAAGCAUCCGACAACUGAUUUGCAGCUUAACAUGUGACCCCUUAGGCAAGCACUAUUUGUUGAGCAGAAGAGUAGUCAUCAAAUAUAUUGUUGAGAAUGCAAGACAUGAUGAAAAGAUGCAGCAAAGUUUGUGCACAGGACUUCCAAUGUUUGUCAUGGCUUGGCCCAUGCGGCUCAUGAGAAUGCAUUAUUGUAAUGCAAACUUCAUUGCAGUCUGCAACUACAGUUGCUCUGUUGCAUUUAAUCUCCUUCUAUGAGCCACAUGGUGGCUGAAUCUACGCACUAUGGAUUUGCAGGCGCAGCUUCUUCUACUGACAGAUGGAAAAUGCAAUGCAGUGAUACUCCCUGAAGGGUUACCAGUUUUAAUGUAGACCUGUUUUGUCUACAAACCAAUCUGCUCAAGUAUCUGCUGCGUCCUAUGAAGACCUGUGGUCUAGUGGGCUGUCUAUUUUAGCCUAUAUUGAGGGCAGAAGUCUGCUGUGCGUGGACCAAAAUUUGAACUAAAAAUAGCAGUUGUUUUCUGUCACACCAGCUUGGCAAUAUGGCAGAGCGCUUAUCAGUAAUCUUCUGUUACAUUAUUGGUGGGAAUGCCAUUGCUUGUAUGAUAAAGACUGUAUUUGAAGUCCAUCUUUGUUCGAUUUGUAAGAUGCCUCUUAGGCUGCUCAAUGUUCAAUCCCGCUUUGUACAACAUAGAGUUACAUUCACCCAGAUCUAAACAGCAAUGUAUGUUUGAUGUCUAUUCCCUGGCAAAACUGCAUUGGAGAAUUACAAUAAAUUUGGUGAAAUGGAUCACUUGAAUGCCAUGUAAAAUAUAUUUUACUCUCUGUAUGGACAUGCACGAACAUCCAUAGGAUAAAGUAUGCACAAGAACUCAUGCUAUAUCCCGUAGCAAGAGAAGAAAUUUGAUUAUUCAAAACUUAUUUGACAUACAUCACCUGUUCUUUUGUAGUUAAGCAGAGGAUCAAUGUGUAAUAUACUGAGCUUUUCUUUGUA